This is a messenger RNA of Pyricularia pennisetigena, 1821 nucleotides long. RefSeq lists its product as uncharacterized. The record is from RefSeq and is a predicted model, not a curated record. The transcript has a single exon. The coding region runs from base 1 to 1821 and encodes 606 amino acids. Lineage: Eukaryota; Fungi; Ascomycota; Sordariomycetes; Magnaporthales; Pyriculariaceae.
AUGGCGGCAAACACCCGAGGCCUUGCGAAUCUGACGCUGGUCACAAAGCACUUCGGCGAUGCUGCCUCUUUAGAAAGAUCUCAUGUCCUGCUCCAGAGGCCAGUGACUCCAAGUGUCCCCAAUUAUUCGCGACCUGCAUCCAUGAGGACGACGUCGUACGUACAUCCUCGAAACGAUCGUGGCGGAGUGGGCCGGUCUUCAGUUGGAUCAGACUCGACACCACCCGAUAUGGUCGCCGACGAGGAUGGGGAGGAUCCGGCCUCUGGAGAUGAAGACCAUCAGUAUCACCUCCAUCAGUCCAGGCUCUUCGACAGCUUCUGGCAGGAAGGCCCCUUCGAGAACAUGCCGUACCCGGCCCUUCUCGAGAGUCCGUCAACCCCUCGUCGCCCUGAGAACGAAAACAAUGCACCAGCCCCCAAGGCAGAUGAUACCCCUGACCCAGAGGGUGCUCAACUUAAUCAUGUGGAUAGCGCCUGGCCCCUUCGAGGCAAAUCUGUCAGCAAUGCCAAGGCACCGCCGAGAUACUCUCUCUUUCCUCGCGAGACACCAUCCAUCUCAAGCAGACCCGGGUCCUCCCGAUCAUCUGCGCGGCCGCCACUGGCCCCAAGGAGCAGUUCGCUCAGCCACCACCCCUCAUCUCAAGCGCCAUUACUCCCACCUAUUGCAUCCACUUCAACGCUCUACCUGCCUCUCUUCAGCUCAAGCGAGAGCCCAUCUCCGGUCAACGGUAACCGCCUUGUGCCGUCACCGCCCCCAAUCUCACCUUUAAAUCGACAGGGUCAAAUUUGGGACACCACAUAUCGUCCAUACGGAAGCGCAUCCUAUUCGAUGCCCACUACGCCCCAGGAUGCCGGUCCACAGCAUUUCCGGAACCAUAGCCUCCAACUGCCAGAAACUCAGCUUCCUUAUCCUCUCACCCGAGGCCGGUCAGCAACAUGUGUCCCAUCAUAUAACCCGCAAAUCUCGGCCCCCACUCAACCCAACAUGGUGGUUUCUGCUGGUCCUUCAUCAGGAAUCUCAUCUACCAUCAGCUCAUCUGCUCCAUCACCACUAGCAACCAAUUUUAGAUUCUCCCACCAACGGCCGUCGCCACUACCCAAUGUAAAGCUAACCGCCGCCGAGGUCCCCACCGAUGCUGUUAGUCCGACAAAUCCGAUAAUUACUGGGAUAAAUACAACGACAAAGUCAUCCCGGUCCAACAGCAAAGCCAAGGCUCCGCCCAGGAAGACGCAGAUAGUGUCAACAUCUUGGAUUUUUCCUAGCGUCCAAGACGAAUUUCCCACAAUCCCUGUCGCAGAGGCAGUCGACUCAAACGCGCCGGUCACGUCUCGACUCACGGAAAAAGCAUUGCCCCCGCCGCCCCCGAACGGCGGAUCCCUCACUAUUGCGCCGCUGGCUCGCCCUAGCCGCCGUCCAGCCGCCCCGCAACGCAAGACUUCAGUUGUCUCGACCUCAUUCAUGUUUCCAGAACAACAGGACCACCCACGUUCAUUUUUCGAACACGAAAGUGAUGACGAAAACGACGGGGCCAACGGCGGUUCGCCCUCGCGCAAGUCACGCCUCAAGCAGAUGGUUCGUGGACUGCACCACCGGCGCAGCCAGAGCGACAUCUCCAAACAGCAGCUUCGCAAGGAUGAGGCUGAUGAUAGGUUGUCGAGGGCGAGGGCGGCGACUGCAGUGAGCGCCCGUGCCGCAGCCCUGCAGCAACAAAUCAACGAUGCUGACCUCGAGGUCAUGGGUGGCAGUGCGGGUCAAAGCAUGCUGCGCCGGCAGAGAUCCGAGGUGUUUUCUUUUCUUUUGAAGGGACGACGAAUGCAUUAG